Molecule: messenger RNA, 2433 nt
Organism: Pseudopodoces humilis (Tibetan ground-tit)
Lineage: Eukaryota; Metazoa; Chordata; Aves; Passeriformes; Paridae
Gene: RAB2A
Product: RAB2A, member RAS oncogene family
Molecular function (GO): GTP binding; GTPase activity
Source: RefSeq, a predicted model, not a curated record
CCACCGCCGCUUUCUGCCUUUCCCGGCGCCUGCGGGGCCGCGGCGGGAGGGAGGGAGGGCGGACAGCAGGACCGAGCGAGAGAGCCCCUCUGCCAGCAGCGGCGCCGGGGCGGAGGUAGGAGGGAGCGAGCGGGCGGAGGCGCCGCCCGGGGGCCGUUAACCCGUUUCCGCCUCUCCGCAGCGCGAGCCCGGGCGGCGAGCGCGCGCGUCACGCCGGAGCGAAAGCGGGACAGCCCGGGAGCGGCAGCCCGGGAGCGGCCAUGGCCUACGCGUACCUCUUCAAGUACAUCAUCAUCGGAGACACAGGUGUCGGGAAAUCAUGUUUAUUGUUACAGUUCACAGACAAGCGGUUUCAACCAGUCCACGAUCUCACUAUUGGUGUAGAAUUUGGGGCUCGAAUGAUAACUAUUGAUGGAAAACAGAUAAAGCUUCAGAUAUGGGAUACGGCAGGACAGGAGUCCUUCCGUUCCAUCACAAGAUCAUACUACAGAGGGGCCGCAGGGGCUUUGCUAGUGUAUGACAUUACAAGGAGGGACACUUUCAAUCACUUGACAACUUGGUUAGAAGAUGCUCGUCAGCAUUCCAAUUCCAACAUGGUUAUAAUGCUUAUUGGAAACAAAAGUGAUUUAGAAUCUAGACGAGAAGUUAAGAAAGAGGAGGGUGAAGCAUUUGCACGAGAACAUGGACUUAUCUUUAUGGAAACGUCUGCCAAAACUGCUUCCAAUGUAGAGGAGGCGUUUAUUAAUACUGCAAAGGAGAUCUACGAGAAAAUCCAGGAAGGUGUUUUUGACAUUAAUAAUGAGGCAAAUGGCAUAAAAAUUGGCCCUCAACAUGCUGCCACCAAUGCAACACUUGCAGGCAAUCAGGGAGGACAACAAGCUGGAGGAGGCUGCUGUUGAGCCUGUUUUUACUUUCUAGCUGCCUGGAUGGGGCCUACUUAUUUGUUUGUUCACCCUUCCCUCCCCCUGCCCCGCUCGCCUCCACUUCAAUUCAACUGAGACAUGAAACUCGUAAGUCGGUUUCCUGUUGCAGAAGACUUUAUCCUUCAAAUUCUUGUAUAACUUUGAAUAAAUGGUUAAUGUUCACUUAAAGACAGAUUUUGGAGAUUGUAUUCAUAUCUAUUUACAUUUGAUUUCUAGGUCAAUUGAUGUGAUUAUUUUUGUUAAAUGUUGUCUUGUGCCCUUGACUACGAACUGAAUUGUAUUAAACACUACAAAGUCAUCUGAGUAUUUUAAUCAGUUUGUGUAGUUAGGUUUCCCAGCUCCUGAGGUUACCUAAUGUUUAAUAUUGUAGAGCUGUCCUCAAGUUUUUUGUCAAUUUCCAAGGCUAUGAAGAGAAGCGGAAGGACUCUUUUAAUUCUGUAUUUAUCACUUUCUGUAUAUAUAGUUUAAUAACCUGCUUGGGUGUACUUGCCAAGCUAGAAUUCUUUAAUGCAUUUGCAUAAAAUCUAUACUACUUAGAGCUUGAAAACUACAGAAGCAUUAAUAGGAAUUGCUUGGAUGCUAAAUUUUAAGCCUUUUUGACAUUGUUAGCAUGUUCAUGCUCCCCUGUCAUUAUCCUGAAGUCCAAGAGAGAUGCUUAAUGUAUAUUACUAGAGGCUACAUACGUGCUAUCUAUUUUAAUGCCAAAUGUUUGCUGUUUAUCCACAAUUUCCACAACACCUCUUCAGAAAUGGAUUAGCUGUUUGCCUUAACAAAUACUAUAGGUGAAAACAGAGUAUGAAUGAAAAGUAGAGGAGGAGUUGAUAAAUUUAAAAUGGCACAUUCUAAAAACAUUAAUCUUCUCAGUGUUUUUUUUCUUGUUUACCACUUGAUUUCUAGGUAUAUUUUUCAUGCAAGGACAGUUUUUCAACCUAAAUGUAUAGUGGUUGUGUAAAGUUUUCUUUUAGUGACAACUUGUAAUCCUAAAUAUAUGGUAAGCAUCUUGUCUAUUGUGAAGAGGGUGUGAAAAUAAAAUCUGCCAGUUUGGAAAUCUUGAUGAAAAUCAAAACUACAAAUGUUUUGUUACUUAUUAUGGUGAUGGCUGGGGGGUAUAUUUUUCCUCAAAAGAAAGGGUUGCAACACUGCAAAACAAAAUCCUGUGUUUAAGUGUUUAUUUGUUAAAAUACAGAAUGUUCAUGUCACCUUUCAUACAAAUGUGCAAAUAACUGAGUUUCCAUCUCAUCCUAUUUAAACAAUUGCAGACAAAAGGGUGACACUAGUGCUAGGCCAUGCUUCGUGUAUUGGGCAAAAUAAAGGGGUGGGGGCAGGCAAUGACUGCAAAACUUUUGUCUUACUGGACCAAUAUUGACUGCAACACAACACUGGGGGAAAGGGAUCCUCAUUUCACCCAUUCUAUUUGUCAGAACUUGAACAUCCAGAGUGAAUAAACUUCAGCCUGAUGGGUGUAACAUAGCAACUGAGAUUAAAUAAAAUUUGAAAAAACGGUGUGGAA